CAAGAAGAUACUAUUUUUUUCCCAGAGGAGAAGGACAUCUGAUCAGAUUUCUCUUGAUUAAAGUGAGUAAAAUUUCUCCUGAUAAGGAAUUAGAGCUUCAUUCACUGCAGGUCUCUGAAUAAAUGCUGUGUUUGUUUGAAUUCUUUUGAUGCAUGUGUUUUAGGACAAGGGUACCUUACGGUGGCCAUUAAUUCAUUUUGGGCUGGCUCCUGCAGUCCUACUUUGGAUAUGGAAAUGAGAAACAUUUAGAAAGGCCCUUUGGGGCCAUAACCAAGAGAAAUGAUCCAUAAUCUCUUCUCUCCUAUUGGUAGGGAAGUCAGAAUGCAUUUAUUUUGAUUUAGACUCAACAUGUUUUUCUGAUUUUUUUCCCCCUAAAUAGAUGAGUGUAAAAUUAAUGUGAACUCACUCAACACUCCCCAAGUUUGGUAAGAGAAUAUGCAUAGAUGAUUUCAGGCAAAGGAAGACUAUAUAUAGAAAAGCUCUGCUGUCAGUCUCACGUCUAGAUAAUCAAGAAUUAAUUUACUCAUUUCUCAAUGACCUAUUUUUGGGCUUUUUUUUAUAUAAUUGUUUAUUUCAAUUACAUUCUCUUAGGCUAAAUCAGAGAGAGAUUGAGAUAGCCCUCAUAAAUAAUUGAAUAGCCCCAUGGGGAAGGCUGCAUUUUAAUCAUGAAAAUCCCUGUAAAUUCAAUCUACUUGGCUUGCUUUGUGGAAAAUUUUCCUCAAGAGGUGAAGUCUAAGCCUUGGUUUCCCUGUUAAUCCUGAGAUGACAUCAGGUGCUUAUUUAGCACAAGGUGGCGCCAAUGAGCUCUAGAAGAGGUAGUACAGACGACCUCCAAGGCCUUUUUUCCCAUCUCUUCCCCAUAACCCUCAUCACCCCUGCUUCCGGCUUCCACUAAAGGCAGAAAACAAUUCACACUAUUUUAUUGCCGGUAAAGGAAGGAAUUAAUGAAGGAUGUUUCUUCAUUCAGCACUGGGAGCAUUCUGAAACAGGAACAGAGUUUGCUGUUUUCUCUGGGGCCUCUGCCUCCUGCUGCUAGCAUCUUUUCCUUGGUGACUGCCCAGAAGGCCUUUGCCCUGGGGUUUCCAAUCUCCUUCCCUUCUUCUGGGGAGCCUACCAGCCCAGGCGGGAGGUGGUUAAGGCUUCUGGCUUCUCUGUAACAGGGCCAUCUGUGUUUGAUCAAUCCAGGCGGAAGGGAGGGGGUGGCGGCCCGUAAGGAGACUGAAAGCAUUCCAGAGUAGUGAGGGAGACUGGGAGAUCCAGAAAGAGAGGAGGCACCGCCCCCAGCCCGCCUCCAAAGCUAGCCGCGCCGCCCGCUAGAGUGGAGGAGGCUGGCCGCACGACUGCACGCUGCCGGGCCCUGCUCUCCCGCUGCCAUGGGGCCCCGCACUCCUGUCCUCAUCCUGGUCCUUUUGUCGUGGUCGGGACCCAUUCAAGGACAGCAGCAGCACCUUGUGGAGUACAUGGAACGCCGACUAGCUGCUUUAGAGUUUGAAGUCUGUAGCAGCCUAUUCCUGAGAGGAGGCUUGUAUAAUGGAGCUGAGACCCCUUCUCACCCUCAGGCGCUCAGACUGCCCCAGAGGCUCAGAAGACUCAGUGGCCCUGCUCACAGAACGCGGGCUGAAGGACAGACGUGGAGACGGGGCCUUGGUGAAUCUCAGCCGGGCUCUCUGCACAUUUAGCAUCUCUGAACAUUUGGUUUCCUUUCGGUGGGGGUUGAAGGGGAUGUUGAUGCCUGGCUGAGUUUGUACUUUUCCCUGUUCCCAACUCCCUGGUUGGGCCUCUCCCUGCCUGGGAGCUGUAACCCUUCAGCCCUCCCUCCUGCUACCCCGUCGUCCCUUCAGGAACGGCUGGCCCAGUGCCAAGACCAGAGUAGUCGGCACGCUGCUGAGCUGCGCGACUUCAAGAACAAGAUGCUGCCGCUGCUGGAGGUGGCCGAGAAGGAGCGGGAGGCGCUGAGAACUGAGGCUGACACCAUUGCGGGGAGAGUGGACCGUCUGGAGCGGGAGGUGGACUAUCUGGAGACCCAGAACCCAGCCUCACCCUGUGUGGAGGUUGAUGAGAAGGUGACCGGAGGCCCUGGGACCAAAGGCAAGGGCAGAAGAAGAAAUGAGAAGUACGACAUGGUGACAGACUGUGGCUACACAAUCUCUCAGGUGAGAUCAAUGAAGAUCCUGAAGCGGUUCGGUGGCCCAGCUGGUCUAUGGACCAAGGAUCCACUGGGGCCCACAGAGAAGAUCUUCGUGUUAGAUGGGACCCAGAAUGACACGGCCUUUGUCUUCCCAAGGCUGCGUGACUUCACCCUUGCCAUGGCUGCCCGGAAAGCUUCCCGAAUCCGGGUGCCCUUCCCCUGGGUAGGCACGGGCCAGCUGGUAUAUGGUGGCUUUCUUUAUUAUGCCCGGAGGCCCCCUGGAGGACCCGGCGGGGGUGGUGACUUGGAGAACACUUUGCAGCUCAUCAAAUUCCACCUGGCAAACCGCACAGUGGUGGACAGUUCGGUGUUCCCAGCAGAGGGUUUGAUCCCCCCGUACGGGCUGACGGCAGACACGUACAUAGACCUGGCGGCUGAUGAGGAGGGCCUUUGGGCUGUCUAUGCCACCCGGGAGGAUGACAGGCACCUGUGUCUGGCCAAGUUAGACCCACAGACACUGGACACAGAGCAGCAGUGGGACACGCCGUGUCCCAGAGAGAAUGCGGAGGCUGCCUUUGUCAUCUGUGGGACCCUGUAUGUCGUCUAUAAUACUCGCCCGGCCAGUCGGGCCCGCAUCCAGUGCUCCUUUGAUGCCAGCGGCACCCUGACCCCUGAGAGGGCAGCACUGCCUUAUUUCCCCCGCCGAUAUGGUGCCCAUGCCAGCCUCCGCUAUAACCCCCGAGAGCGCCAGCUCUACGCCUGGGAUGAUGGCUACCAGAUUGUCUAUAAGCUGGAGAUGAGGAAGAAAGAGGAAGAAGUGUGAGGGAGCUGGUCUUUGUUUUCUGAAUCUCCUUCGCCUCCAUCCAUUUCUAUCCCUCCCAAAGUUUCUGCUCCUCAUUCUCCAGAUGUGCGCGAGUUGCGAUUCAGAUCUCCUCUUUUUAGCCAAUGGAAACCAAACUCUCAUUGCCCCCUCAUUUCACAUGGGACUCCAGAUCUUGAGGAAUCCCUUUGGAGCUGAGAGAGAGAGAAAGCCCGCAGCAAUUCAUUCCUGCUCUCCUGCCCCCUAUCGAAGAAUUUCAAGCCAGUGAAAGAUGACUCAGACCCAGAGCUCUGACCCUUGUAGGGGGGCGACCCUGGUGAACAGGCCACAGAUUCUUUUUUGCACAGUGUGAGUCAGGGGAGAGAGGGCUGGGAGGAGACUUUGAACUCGGCCCCUCUCUCCUUUCUCCCUUCAGUGCCCUAAAGAAGGAGACUCGAGACUCGGUUUGUACUGCGGCAUUUUGCAUUAAAAGGAAAAUCCUCUGCUC
Sus scrofa (pig) is the source of this 3435-nucleotide messenger RNA. RefSeq names its product olfactomedin like 3 (gene OLFML3). Lineage: Eukaryota; Metazoa; Chordata; Mammalia; Artiodactyla; Suidae. Gene Ontology annotation, biological process: signal transduction. The record is from RefSeq and is a predicted model, not a curated record.